Messenger RNA from Schistosoma turkestanicum, 1721 nucleotides. The record is from the annotation of a GenBank genome assembly. NCBI's taxonomy places the organism in Eukaryota, Metazoa, Platyhelminthes, Trematoda, Strigeidida, Schistosomatidae.
CUUUUAGCGGUGGGAUGAACAGAAUGACAUCUCAUCUGGAAUUUUCGUAAUUGUGUUAGUGGACGAUUUGUUGUCCGUGAUACUCAAUGCAGUCCAACCUACCUUUGCACUCUUCACUGGAAAACAAAUUAGAACAUCUGAAUGUAUGUGGAGACGCUUUCGGAUAUGGUCACAAUUCUAAUUCACAAUACAAACUAAGAGAUAAAAUAGGAUAUCCUCCAGAUACACCUCAAAAAUAUGUCAACGAUAUGCAAAAAGCAAGACACAACACAAGAGCAAUGUUAUGUGAUCCUGAAAGGAGCCAUUUGAGCCCCAAAGCUACUGAAAAUAAUUAUUGCAGAGCAAGUCCUAGCCCUAUGGUUGCGAAUAAACCAAGUACAGUUUUCAGUCCCGUCGGAGGACCUUCAAGUUCAUUUGAAAAAAUUCGUCAAGAUCUUCUCCAUUCGGGUCAUCUAUUUUGUGAUUCUACUUUCCCAGCCGAUGAUUCAAGUCUUUAUUACAGUCAAAGACCACCAUGUCAAAUUGUGUGGAUGCGUCCAAGUGAAAUAGUUGCGGCAAACAGCGGUGGUGGCUCCAUGGGCAUAACUCCAAGAAAGAUUUCAACACCAGAAUUCAUUGGUGAAGGUGGAAUCAAACUUAGCGAAUUGAGACAGGGAGAAUUAGGAGAUUGUUGGGUAGUUGCUGCGCUAGCUGCUAUAGCUAGCCAACCAAGUCUACUUAGUCGUACCAUUCCUACUGGACAGUCUUUUCGAGUAGAAUGGUAUGCUGGUAUAUUUGCUUUUCGAUUCUGGCGUUUUGGGCGUUGGGAAGAAGUUUACAUUGAUGAUCGUCUUCCAGUUAGAUCUGGUGGACAGCCAUUAUUUGUUCAUUCUGGACGUUUAACAGAAUUUUGGCCAACGUUGUUGGAGAAAGCUUAUGCAAAAUUAAAUGGGUCAUAUGAAGCCUUGAAUGUUGGACUUGUUGGUGAUGCAAUGGAUGAUCUGACUGGUGGGUUAACGGAAUCAUACACACUUCCAGGGGCAGAAGAUCAUGGACUUCAACCUCCAUCCGAUUUAGACGAUAUAUUAAUAAAAUCAUUUGAUCGUCGAAGUUUAAUAACAGCUCGUAUAAAGACUAAAGGAGUACCUGGCCCAGGUUUCGUUAUACCGGUAGGAUUUGUACCUGGCCAGGCGUUUGGUUUAACCGAUUGUCGAAAGCUUCGACUGACAGAUGCAUCAGGAAGUCGUUUACUCCGUUUGGUUCGUUUAAGAAAUUUAUGGCCUUCGGUUCGUGUUGACUGGACAGGUGCAUGGUCAGAAGGUUCAACAGAAUGGCUCAGUCUUCCAGCACAAGAUCGUUUAAAAGUUGGCUUAGUGAAGGCUCAAGAAGAGUUUUGGAUGUCCAUUGAAGAUUUUAUUGCCAAUUUCGACUAUCUGGAUAUUUGUCAUUUAACAGAGCCACCUCCAGUAAUUUCUAAAUCUUCCAAUGCUUAUCAUUCCUCACAUAAUUUUCCAUCAGUUCACUUACGUGGCCGAUGGCUUCGAGGUGUCUCUUGUGGAGGUCGACCAUACAUCCGUGCAAGUCACUGGGCGAAUCCUCAGUUUCGACUAGUAAUUAAUUCACCCGAUCCAAAUGAUCCUGAUGGACUCGCUACAACCGUAAUUGCUCUUAUGCAAGCUGAUCGUCGUCGUUUACGUCAUCGUGCUCCUCGACUUGCAUCGAUUGGAUUUGUUUUAUAUCGG